Nannospalax galili (Upper Galilee mountains blind mole rat) is the source of this 7505-nucleotide messenger RNA. RefSeq names its product sterile alpha motif domain containing 12 (gene Samd12). The transcript is spliced from 6 exons. NCBI's taxonomy places the organism in Eukaryota, Metazoa, Chordata, Mammalia, Rodentia, Spalacidae. Gene Ontology annotation, molecular function: protein binding. The record is from RefSeq and is a predicted model, not a curated record. Gene Ontology annotation, biological process: cell surface receptor protein tyrosine kinase signaling pathway. Gene Ontology annotation, cellular component: cytoplasmic side of plasma membrane. Bases 145 to 807 code for a protein of 220 amino acids.
CUAGCUUUGCGUGACCGCGGCAGGUUGGUCCUGGAGCAGAUGAGCGCAGAAUAUUUAGGCGAAAGAGAGAGGAGGGGGGGAGCGCGGGCUGGAGGAGUACCUCGGCCAAGAAAAUUAUGCAUGCGUUAGGGAAGCUCUGAGAGAAUGGCUGUGGAAGCUCUCCACUGUGGUUUGAAUCCGCGGGGUAUUGAUCACCCUGCCCGUGCUGAAGGAAUUAAACUGCAAAUUGAAGGUGAAGGUGUGGAAUCUCAAUCCAUUAAAAACAAAAAUUUCCAGAAGGUGCCUGACCAAAAAGGAACGCCCACGCGACUUCAGGGAGAAGCAGAGACCGCGAGGUCAGCAGCAGUGAAGCUGUCAAAACCAGUAGCUCUGUGGACCCAGCAGGAUGUCUGCAAGUGGUUGAAGAAACAUUGUCCAAAUCAGUAUCAGAUCUACAGUGACUCAUUCAGACAACAUGAUAUAACUGGGCGAGCGCUGCUGAGACUCACCGACAAGAAGCUAGAGCGUAUGGGGAUCAGCCAGGAGAACCUGAGACAGCACAUCCUGCAGCAGGUGCUCCAGUUGAAGGUGCGGGAAGAAGUCAGAAACCUGCAGUUACUCACACAAGAAGCAGUAAACAAACCCUAUUCCCAGAACUAUGCUGACAACAUUGAUGAUGGCGGCACACAAAUUAAGAGCCUCAGUCGAGGGUUCUCCAUAAACUCAGAAGUUGCUGUCCUGCCAGUGGGUAUGAAUAUGGCCUGUUCCCCAGAGAGAGACUUACUCAUGGCACUGCCAGAAGAGAUCCUUGGAGCACUAAUAGAUUAACUGAGAAAACACCCAUUCAGUCAAGAUUAUAGGCUUUGGGAAAAAAAAUCUUAGUUUGCUGUGGAUUUUCAAAUGAGGUGCAUAAUAUACAGUGCCAACUGGUUCCAAGUGGUCAUUGGCAGACCAUUAGCUGGAAAAUUGCUUCCAGUUUUCAUCACUGUGCAUAACUCAAGUUCCCUUCGGGGGUUUGUCUGUGCCCUUCACUAGAAGUCCUGUUUUAGCAUGGCAACUACUGGAUUAUUUUACGUGUGCAGAUGGCAUGAUGUUUUAGAAAAAAUUACAGCAGUUCUGUAAUCUCAGUGGACGUGAUCACAAUAUUAUGCCCUGGUAGGAAUGUAAACGUGUCUCGAUUAUGUUAGUUAUGAUGUCCGAAGGUAUUCUGUCCAGCUCUAAAGCACUUUAUAUAUGAGAACACUACACUGAGGUGACUUUAGCACGUCUGGUACAUGUAGGAAAACAAGUGUAUUAUCUUUUCUUUAUAAAUCUUGUCUUUCUGGCUCAGACUGUCCAAGACAAACACCACUCCUAGUAUAUCCCCAGUUGUUCAUGGUAGAUUGGUGUAAAUAUGGCCACAGUACUGUUAGAUUUCACCUCCUGACACUUUCCUGAAUAACUGGAUAACUUAUAGCACCAAAGGAAGGUCAAAGCAGGCCUGGUGAUUGGAAUAUUUGAGUUCCUGGUUCCUUGUACCCAGGCGCAACUUAACACAUGCACAUACAGGACUUCACACAGGAUGCUUCUAUUUGAUUAAUGUACAUAUUCUCUUGUUCUGUAGAGGAGUUCUUCCAAAAACAAAAGAGGAUGGCCUUCUUUCUGUCAAAGACCGUUGUGGAUUGACACCAAGGGCAGCAGAAUGCAAUCUUCCUUUGUGGUCUCACCUACCCUGGAAAACUUUCAAAGGUCAAGUUUAUAACAUUAAGUGACCCUACUCUGUGCCUAGAGUAGUAAAAGGGUUCACGCUCACACUAGGUUCCUUCCUCAGUAUAGAGCCUACUCAUCCUUCUUAAUCCUUCCUAGAAUUGUAUCUAUAAUGACUUUUUUUUAAUUCCAUCUCACAGCAAAGCACAGUCCUGGGAAACCUAUCUUACUCAAUGAUUGCUUAUCUGAACACUAGAGAAGUGUUCGUUCAUAUUGACUGGACAUUUGUGACACAUUAACAUCUUUUCCCUGGAGACAAAAAGUUGGCGGAAUCAAAAUCACAGCAAAGUGUGCUCCAUGUGCCCACUAACUUAACCUGGAACUGACAGGCAUUAGAGGCUUCUAUUUAAAAUAGAUGUAACAACUUGUAGAACCCUUCUGGCACAAGCAAGCAAGGCAUUUUGAAGAAUCUCCAGACACUCAUUGUCUGUAUCCUCUUGGGGGGUCUCAGAAAGAAGAGAGAGACCUGAAUGUGAUUCAUAUACAUCACUAUAAGAUGUCUCUCCACAGGAUGAGUCCUCUCAAGAUGUAGACUGGAGAAAGGGUUCCUGAUAGGAACUCAGAGAAAUUAUAGUCAUGUGAUCUGACCUUUUGACAAAUCAGUGCUAAACUAUCAGGGCUAUACCACAUACGAUAAAUCUCUAAAAAUCCAGAAUUAGGAUGCAGCACUUCUGUAAGUAAUGGCCCCAUCUAGCUCCAUGGCUCAUCCAUUUGGCUUAGUUCCAACAGCAGGGUUUACAAGUCCCUUCAUUCCCCCUUUCAUUCAUCAAUCAUCUGUUGGGGACUCCACCAACUCUGGUGUAGAAGGCAGACUCUUCCUGCUCUUAUUUAAAACUAUCUCUUGCUCUCAAAUACUACCCACUCUUUACAAUCAAAACUAAGUUCGGGUAGCAUUUACCCACAACCACACCCAUUAUCAUCCCCCCAACAGAGUAACAGGACUAUGCUCAUGGCAGAUGGCAGGUGCAUAGACAGCAUCAGAGCACAUCUUUAUACCUUGUUAGACAGCCACCUAAGCUGACCAGAGCUUCCCAAAGCAGCUUUCGGUUGCUUUCCUUGAUGUCCAUCCCAGUUACCUGUAUUUCCAUCCUUUAUAUAGAUAUUGCCAUUUAUUACUGUACUGGGUUCUCCAAAGCGCCAAUUCUAUAACGACUCCAAAUGAUGCUGAAUUGGUUCUGAUGAAUCCUGUGAGCUCCUGCCAGGUGCUAAACUAGUACAACUGCAAACCAACUGGUCUGGCCAGUGAGAGUCUGAGACGCCUGCUAACACCCUUGGAAAACUGGACAUGCUUUAUAGGACAGAUGUACAGUAAAUGACAGUGGCCUAUCUUUACUUUGGCUUUUGCAAAAUGAUCUAAAAAAAUUUUUUAAGUUUUCUAUUUUUCUUGAGUCAAAGGGAUGUAACGUUAUCGAAAGAUAAUGGGUAAAGAUGGAAAUGGGUAAAAGCAAAAGGAAGAUGAUUAAAAAGCCCAAUUGAAGAUGGUGUCUCUAAAUAUGCCUUAAUGCCUGGCAUACCCCACAUAUUUAUAUAUGAACCUCUACUAUUUUCCAAACUGUUGACCUCUGUUUGAAGUCAUUUUGGAGCACAGUUUGGUCUAGCAGGAAGGGAGCGUUGGGGAGGUAAAGGGUAAAUGUUUUGAUGUAUAAAGUCUGUAAACUGUUGAGGCUUAACUUUUACUUAAACCUGUGUUGCACCUUUUAUUAAAAGGCUGACACCCACACUUGUGCAGGAAAUGCACUCUUGGGACUGAACUGAAAUGAAUAAUUAUCAGACUCUCCAGGGUGCCAAGGGGAUUAGCUUGUUGCAGAUCCAGAACUGAAUUUAAAUAUGCAGAGCAUCCAUGGUUCUGCUAGGGUAAAAAGCAAAUGACUUCAGUAGCUUGGGACUUGCCUAGGAGGAUAGGGACCCUAUCAACUUUCUUUAUGGGGAAUGGAGUAUCUUCGAAUCCCUGCACAGGCUCCGUGAAGUGUGUACCUGCAGAUAUGAUUACUACCUCCAGAAUAUAGGUACACACAUGGGCUUCUCUCCAGAGUCACUUUCCUGCAGCCCAAACAGAGGCUCAGAGCCUUUAGUGCUGAGGAAAACGUGCCAUUUUAGCAUGCAAGGGGGGAAAGGGAAGAUCAACCUUGCCUGUGAAUAUAAAGCAAGGAUAAGAACCUCUAAGGGACCUGGAUCCGCCCCACACACUCCCAGGUACUUGCAAAUGCUUUCUUUGUCUGCAAAGUCACAUAAUUGGUUUUGGAUGGCAACAAUAAAAGUCUCAAGGAAGUAAAGUUUUCAGGACCCUCCUGAGCACUUUCAGUUUUUACUUUAUUUUAUUUUUACCAAAACCUCCUCCUCCCCACGCCCUAGCAGCUUCAUUCUUUGCUGCUUUGCCUCUGCAUUCUUUAGAGUAAUUUUGCUACUUGACAACUAGACUUAAAGCUGCCAUAGACUUAAAAAUCUAAUCUUUAAAAGUGACACAAAUUCUUUUAUUUCUUAAAGGCUGUUUUUAUUCACCUCUUCCACAGCCCCCUCUACCCCACUUUUGGCUUUGUUUUAUGUGUGUGUGAUUUUUUUUUUCCUUUUCUUUUCACAUGGUGCUGUGGGUAGAUUUCAAGUGUUCUAUAAAGAACGCAAACAGAAGAAUGUAGUCCUUACCUAAUUGUUUCCCUACCCUUACUAAUAAUUCCUUCUCAGACUUGAUCUUAUUGGUGACAGCAGUAUCACCCAGCUUUCAUCUGCAGGAAGUCGCUGGUCAGGACUACUAAUCAUCUAAACAAAGCUGAUGGGAUCGGAGAGGAGGACCGGUCAGGAGACAUUUCUCCUUAGGCACAGCUGAGGGCUCCUGUACCUCAAUAUCCUUAGAGCUGGGUCUAAUCCUGGAUUCAGAGAAUAACCCUGUAAAAUCUGGUUUUUUGAUAUAUAGAAUUCCUGACAGCUUCAAGGUAAGAGAAGGCUGUUUCUGUUCUGUUGUUCUGGUGACAUUUGUGAACUGGAAUACAAGUAACAGACUUCUGGAAGUUGUAGGAAGCUUGGGGAAAGAAAGGAUAGCCAACUGUGCCUCAUUUGGGAAGGUGAGUGCAGGGUCAGUAUCAAUACUGUCACCUUCUGUCCAUCCACUGUAGUUCUAAAGGCAAGAUCCCAUAUGAGGGAGUGGGAAGGGACAAGUACUUUUCUAAAAUCUAAAAUGUACCCCAUCAAAUCUACCAGUGGCAACUGUAUAACAGAAGUACCACCAAGCAUGGGCCAGUACUAUUGGUCUGCUUGACUUCAAAAUGACCAACAAAUGAUUUCCACAGAAUAAUGGAAGGUGGACAUGCAAGGUCUUGUAAAACUAAGUUUCAUUUGCCAUAUAAGGCUACUUAGGAACCGUGGCCGCCCUAAGCGUUCUUCUAUCAGAACCCCCUCCUAAUUAUUUCAAUCAUUAAAAGGCACCAACAGCAUACCCUGAACUUUAUUUACAAGUCAGAUAGGACUCACGCUGAAUUGCAUUUCAACUGACAUAGUGACUAAAUGUCAUUGAUGUGUUGGCAUUCUUUCUGAUCGUAUAACAUUUUCAAAUUUUGAAGCUAAUGGUUUGGGGAAUAGGGUUGAAUAAUUUUGUUGUCGUUGUUGUUUUCCAAAUCUCCAAAACUUAUAACAGUCUUAGGAAGGAUCGUAGAGUCAAGCCUCUCUACCUGAACUGUGGACUGUUGAUGUAACAGCUCUGCUGGCAUUCUCUCCAAGAAGUCUAUUAAAUUCAUCCAACCUGGAGGUACUCACACCUAAAGUAAUCACAACACUGAAAAUUGCUGGCUGCCUGCUUCCUGUUCACAGCCUUUUAAAAUUCAAUCACUUGGAUCAAAGGAAAUAAAGAGUUGAAUCACACAGUUUUUCCAUAGGAGCACAGAUAUAGACAUAUCUAUCAAAUAUAGACUUCCAGUUUUGAUUGACUUGCAAGAACAACAUACAAUUCCGUUUUAUGGUGCUGCACUUAAUCACUGGCACCUCUUCUCAAGUUCUAUAAAAAUGCAUUAAAACAUUUUAUGCUAAGACAAAAUGCUAUAACAAGAAUUCUUAUUAUAGUAGGUCAUUAUUUCAUUUAGGAUAGAGAAACUAAUUUUUGAUGAAAAAUUUGUCCCUAGAUACCUCAAGUACUUAGAUGUUACUCCUAUUCCAUUCCCAAACUCAGAUGCUCUUCUGACAUCUCAGAGGUGACCCCAGGUUUUAACACAGCACAGAAACCGUGAAUAGACGUUUUAAGCUCUAGACAGACUCCAUUUUCAUGCAUAAAUGCAAAAAUGGGGUUUGAAGCUUGAGCACAGUCGGGGUCCUUGGUUUGAAGAUCACUAAAUCAAAUGCAAUUAGCUGCACUUAAUCCAACUGCACUGGGAGUUACCCACUGGACUCAGAAGCUUUGGGGCAGUUCUUAUGUUUAGAUCCCAUACUGUGCAGUGAAAAUCAGCAUGUCUUUCUCCAAAUAUCAGCCACAGAGAUAGUUAUGUGUGUGCCAAUUCUUCUGCCUAUCAAAAAGGCCUCUGGUGAAGCUGGGGAUAUAAUUCACUUGAUAAAGUACUUGUCCAACACCAUGUAAACCAAGUAUGGUGGUGCACACCUAUAAUGCUGGCACUAGGGAGGUAGAGGUGGGAGUAUCUAGAGUUCAAGGUCAUUCUGGGCUGCAUGAGAUCCAAUCUCAAAAAAAUAAAAAGGCUCCUGAUUAUUAGUGGAAACCUUGAAGACCAUGUUGGGUAGGUAGAACCUUGUUCAUUCUCAUUUAUUUGGCUGUUUUUUUAAUGCAGUGCUGGGGAUUGAACCCAGGGCCUCUGGUGUACUAGCUGGGUCAUACCACAACCCAUCUUUUUCAUGCUUGCCCUGCUCCUGCCUCACCAGCAACAGAAGCCAUAGCUCUCCAGGGAUGUUGACCCCACUGGGGCUUAGGAGGACUUCUGCUUGCUUCCACUCACACUGGGCAAUGGUGGGGUUCUGCAUAGCUUACCUACCACUGCCUUUUCUCUUCUACCAAUAGGAAAGUUCCAUCUAAGAGGGCCAUUCUAGAGGAGACUGGAGUUUGGCUACUGAAAGAAGCUCACAUUGUGGAGAGCUGAAUAAUACCAGGCCCUUGAUUUUGCAUUGUGAAAACUGGUCUGUAGAAAAGCCAAACCAGCACAAAUGUUUUGAAACUAAUUCCACUGAAACUCCUAUCACUAAAUCACACUACUGUAGUUCCAGUUAAUCCAACUGUUUAAUAUCAUUAGGCACUAAAUUAAAUAGCUUUACACAAAAUUUUAGAAAAGAUCAAUAUUGUAACAAAAUUACAGAUUAACAGUAAAAAGUGCCUGAGUAAAGAAACCAUUGAUCGCUUAUGGUUUAUAUACUUCAGUUAUUCUUGGACUUUGUAGAGAUUGGCACUACUCUGAUAAAGGGGAAGAAAGUGUUCUGAAUUCAAGAAUAGUGGGCUAAUAGAAAUUGCCAGUGUCUCUGGGCCUUUGCCUGUCUGGGAUGUUCUCUGUCCCUCAGCAGGCAAGUUGUUUGGAGACUAAAAGGAGCUAAUGGGGAAAGCUGUCCCACACCACCAAUCUAUGCCUAAUUGUCAUGAUGAGCUGGGUAAUAGGCUUUGUUUAAUGACACAUUUCCUCCUUUUUGGCAUUCUCUUCAAAGUUGUUAUGACCAAGCCUCCACUCUGAGAUUAAAAGAGAGAAAGCGAAAAAGCAAUAAUCCCUGUUUUACAUACAGAGAGGUGGGGGGCGAGACAGACAGAGACAGACAUGGACACACAUACAUAAUCUUUUCUGAGAAACAGGAAGAGAUGGUCUCCAGAA